AUCUGGUAAGCCCAGUAGAGAUGAAAUACCUAUUAAAAGCUUUGAUAUUGUCAGGGUUUGAGCGUUCCGUGAAUACAUAAUUUUGAGUCAGAAGAUGUUGAAAAUUUGAAUGAAUGUAUCGAACAAAAACAUACAGCUUCUGGUAAUCAAUCAUCUGAGGUAGAAUCGGAAUCAUGGCCAAUUCCAAUUGGUAAUAUUCAAUGGUCAAAAACUAAAAGAAAUAAGGAUCAACUAUUAAUGUGUGGAUAGACGUAUUAUUUUAUGUCACAAUCGGAGAAAAAUGACACAAUUAGCUUUCAUUGUUCUUAUAAGAGGAAAGGUUGCAAUUCCAUUGUACGUGCACAUUUGCAUUCAAAAUCAUUUCUUGAGUCAAAUAAUGUGAAUCAUAAUCAUCCUCCUGAUGAAAUUGCGAAUAAACGCAAAUUGUUGUUAGAUAAAAUUAAAGAACGUAUCGUGACAGAACCAACAAGUGUCAUAGCCAUUAUAGAACAAGAAUAUGCUAAAGCAAAUUUGAGCAAAGAUGAACAAUAUCAAUUUUUGUUGCCAUCUGCACAAGUUAGUUUAGCGUCGACAAUGCAUAAAUUACGUGUAAGGCAAGUUCCACCGAAUCCAGAUGAUCAGUUAUUCGACGUACCAGCACUCUUUAAACUGACACAUUCUGGAGAAGAUUUUAUUCUGUAUGAUACAACAAAAGCUGAUUUAGGUGAACGAUUAAUGAUAUUUUCAACAUCAGAAUUUCUAAAAAUGUUAUGUGAAUGCGAUGUCAUUUAUUUGAACGGAACGUUCAAAACACGGCCACUACUCUUUAAACAAUUUUAUGUGAUAAAGGGAAAACAUCGUGGUGAAGGUUAG
This is a messenger RNA of Didymodactylos carnosus, 852 nucleotides long. NCBI's taxonomy places the organism in Eukaryota, Metazoa, Rotifera, Eurotatoria, Philodinida, Philodinidae. The record is from the annotation of a GenBank genome assembly.